Jaculus jaculus (lesser Egyptian jerboa) is the source of this 945-nucleotide messenger RNA. RefSeq names its product olfactory receptor 10T2-like. Gene Ontology annotation, molecular function: olfactory receptor activity; G protein-coupled receptor activity. Bases 1 to 945 code for a protein of 314 amino acids. Gene Ontology annotation, biological process: G protein-coupled receptor signaling pathway. The record is from RefSeq and is a predicted model, not a curated record. The transcript has a single exon. Lineage: Eukaryota; Metazoa; Chordata; Mammalia; Rodentia; Dipodidae. Gene Ontology annotation, cellular component: membrane.
AUGAGGAGACAGAACCAGAGCAUGGUCACCGAGUUCAUCCUGACAGGCUUCGCAAGCCUGGGCGACCUGCAGGUCCUUCUCUUCGUCAUCUUCUUACUAGUGUACCUGACCACUCUGAUGGCCAAUGCCACGAUUAUGACAGUCAUUCAUCUGGACAGAACGUUGCAUACCCCCAUGUACUUCUUCCUUUUUGUCCUUUCAUGCUCUGAAACCUGCUACACCUUAGUCAUUGUGCCCAAGAUGCUAACCAACCUCUUGUCCACCAUGCCAAGUAUUUCCUUCUCCGGAUGUGUUGCUCAGCUUUAUUUCUUUGUGGGCUUGGCUUGCACCAACUGUUUUCUCAUUGCUGUGAUGGGCUAUGACCGCUACGUUGCCAUCUGCAAGCCUCUCAACUACACAGUCAUCAUCAGCCAGGGCACCUGUGCUCGCUUUGUUCUAGCCGCCAGCCUCUGUGGUUUCAUGAUCUCCGUGGUGGUCAGCAUCCUGGUGUUCAGUGUGCCCUUCUGUGCCUCCAAUCAGAUCCAGCACUUUUUCUGUGACAUUUAUCCAGUCAUAAAACUGGGCUGCACAGACACCAACGUUAAGGAAAUGACCAUUUUCUUCCUCGGCAUCCUGGUACUUCUGGUCCCUUUCGUGCUGAUCUGCAUCUCCUAUGUCUUCAUUGUCUCCACCGUCCUCAAGAUCUCCUCUGUGGAAGGGCAGCGCAAAGCCUUCACCACCUGUACAUCCCACCUCAUUGUGGUCAUUGUCCACUAUGGCUGUGCCUCUUCCAUCUAUCUGAGACCCUCAGGUGCCCACUCCUCGGACAAGGACUUGCUUGUGGCAGUGACCUAUACCGUGAUCACUCCACUACUCAACCCCCUUGUCUAUACACUGAGAAACAAGGAAGUGAAGACAGCUCUGAGAAAGGUUCUGAGUCGAUAUUCGCUGCCCAAAACUGCAUGA